GAGAAUUGUAUUUAUUUUUACUAUAAAGUUAAAGAAAAACUUGUGAUUUUUUUCUUUACUUUCCAGAGGAAGUGGAGCUCUUUUAUUAUCGUGGUUAACUUGACGGAAGCGAGUCCCACUCCCAACUCAGACAUUCCUUCCCCCUGGCAAAAAGUCCUCACUGCAACCUGGAGAUUGUCCACGUUUACAGCAUUGAGACACCGCUGUCCUGCUCCACAUCUGCAGCCUCGGCCCGCUGCGAAAAGCGCACAAACGACAACAGACCUUAAUUUAUUCAUUUUUUGGUUAUUAUUUUUUAUUAGUAUUGACCUGAUUUUGUGAAGAAAAUGUUUGCCUGCUGCAUUGUCCUUUUUCUCCUCACUACUGUGGACUGCAAUCCCAGUCCUGUGUUAGGAGAUGUACUCGUGGACAGACACACUAUCCCCAAACUCUGUGGAAGAGAAGCAAAAGACGGAGAUUUUGUUCGCUAUCACUAUAACGCCACAUUUGUCGACGGGAAAACAUUUGAUUCGAGCCAUCAGAAAGGAGACGCCAAGGUGGGCCUGCUCGGGGAGGGCCGCCUCAUCGCAGGCAUUGAGAAAGGUCUGCAGGGCAUGUGUGUGAAUGAGCGCAGAACAGUCACCAUCCCGCCGCACCUGGCCUAUGGAAGCACCGGGGCAGGUGACGUGGUUCCUCCAGACACCACCCUGGUGUUUGACAUCCAUCUGUUGGAUCUGUGGAACAAAGCCGACCUGGUUGUCACCAAAACCAUCACCACUCCCAAAGCCUGCAAACGCUCCGUGAUGCGCACCGACUUUGUGCGCUACCAUUUCAACGGCACUCUGCUCGACGGCACUGUCUUUGACUCCAGCUACAUCAGGAAGCAGACCCAUGACACCUUGGUGGGUGAGGGUUGGCUGAUUAAGGGCAUGGAUGAGGGCCUGCUGGGCAUGUGUGUGGGAGAGAUCAGACAUAUCGUCAUCCCGCCAUUCAAAGCCUACGGAGAGAAAGGAUCAGGUACAGAGAUUCCCCCCCAGGCGACUCUGGUGUUUGACGUCCUGCUGGUGGACAUUCAUAACCCAAAGGACGAAUUGACCGUUGAGGACCAGGUGGUGCCUGAGUCAUGCAAACGCAAGACUGUGGUUGGAGAUUACGUCCGCUACCACUACAACGGGAGCUUCCUGAACGGAGUCGUCUUCGACACCAGCUACCAGAGGAACAGCACAUACAACACCUACAUCGGGAUGGGGUACGUGAUUGCAGGCAUGGACAAGGCUCUGGAGGGAGUCUGCAUGGGAGAGAAGAGGAGGGUCAUCAUCCCUCCACACAUGGCGUACGGAGAGCAAGGAGCAGGUGGUGUCAUCCCUCCCUCUGCUGUGCUGGUGUUUGACAUUCACGUCAUCGACUUCCACAACCCCAACGACACCGUGAACGUCCAGAUUAUCCACAAACCCGAGACGUGUAACGAGACCACGGCAGAGAACGACCUCGUCCGCUACCACUACAACUGCACCCUCGUGGACGGCACGCCGCUCUUCUCCUCGCACGACUACGAGCACUUUCAGGAUGCAACGCUCGGGGCGGACAAGGUGAUCGACGGGCUGGAUGAGGGGCUGCGAGGCAUGUGUGUCGGAGAGAAGAGGGUGGUGACGAUACCGCCUCACCUCGGCCACGGAGAAAAAGGAGCUGCUGGUGUGCCAAGCAGUGCUGUGUUGGUCUUUGACAUUGAAUUGGUGAGCUUUGAGAAAGGUGUGCCGCCUGGGUACCUGUUUGUGUGGCUGAAGGACAGCCCUGCAGACCUGUUUGAAGCCCUGGACAUGGACAAGAACGGGGAGGUGCCCCAAGAGGAGUUCGGAGAGUUCAUCAAACUGCAGGUGGCAGAAGACAAAGGUCGCAUUAAGCCUGGAGUUUCCAUGCAGCAAGUUAUUGAAGACAUGUUCCACAACCAGGACCGAAAUAGUGAUGGGAUGAUCACAGCCAACGAGCUCAAACUGAAAGUCGAGGAGGACAAGGAACGGGAAGAGGCGAGGCAUGAGGAGUUGUGAUGAGGACAAAUGCUUUCAUUCUCGCUCAGGGAUAAACCCAAACACCUUAAAAGCAAGCAACGAGAGACUUUUUCCAGACGUUAUCAUUGUUUAAUAUUUUCUGUACCACAUUGGACAGUCUUUUUGAAUGACAAGGAAAAAGUGCAAAGGGUCUGUUUUUGUGGAGUUCUGUGUUGUAUGAUUGUUUGUAUUUGAUAUUUCAGAAAACCAAACAAGCACCUUUAUUUGUCCUUGAAAGUCAUGAAUUAAAAUAUUUGUAAGAAAAAUAAAA
Molecule: messenger RNA, 2295 nt
Organism: Centropristis striata (black sea bass)
Lineage: Eukaryota; Metazoa; Chordata; Actinopteri; Perciformes; Serranidae
Gene: fkbp10b
Product: FKBP prolyl isomerase 10b
Exons: 10
Coding region: 327-2024 (565 amino acids)
Molecular function (GO): calcium ion binding; peptidyl-prolyl cis-trans isomerase activity
Source: RefSeq, a predicted model, not a curated record